CGACAGGUACAAAGAAAAGAUCGGCAAGUAUGGUGAAUAACCCAUGCCCCAGGUAAAAUACCGGUCACGUGAUUAGGGAAUACAACCUUCACAACCUCUGUAAUAUAAGAUAUGAUCCGAGAGAUAUAUACCUGAAUAAGAAAAACGUCAUAGGAUAACAAAUAUAGCUUUUACAUCGCCGUAAUGGCGGGUAAAGGCAAGACCACUGCCAACAAGGGGAAGUUGUUAUCUUUCUGGAAGAAGAAAGAGCCUAAAGAUCCGGUUGAAAAUGAAACGUCCAUAAAAACAGUAAAUCGGGACCCUGGAGUCUUUAAUGGCAAAGACAACCUCGCAUUUGAAGCAUCAAACACGUCACAGGGUUCUUUGUUUACCGUUACUACCACCGAUGAGCGUAAACAGAUAUUUGGAGAAGAUGAAAAUGUCGAAAGGGGUAAUUGGACAGGACGAUUUGAUUUUCUCCUCUCCAUGUUGGGCUAUGCUGUUGGCCUUGGAAAUGUGUGGAGAUUUCCAUAUCUUUGCUACAGGAAUGGUGGAGGAGCUUUUCUGCUUCCUUUUGUUAUCAUGAUGGCAAUUAUAGGAAUACCUUUGUUUUUGUUGGAAUCAGCCCUUGGACAGUACUGCAGCAGUGGCCCAAUGACCUGUUGGAGGUUUGCUCCGUUGUUCAAAGGAGUUGGAGUGGCUAUGGUUAUAGUGUCAGCUUUAACUAGUAUAUAUUAUAACAUGAUUUUAGCUUGGGCACAAUAUUACUUAUUUGCAUCAUUCACCAGUGAACUUCCGUGGAUGUCAUGUACACAGCCAUGGAGUACCAGGGAUUGCAGUAUGUUAUUACCACUAGUAAAGACGUGUGAUGGCAUUGCUUAUCCUAAUGGUACUUGUUAUAAUAAACAAGAGUUUGUUGGUAUCUGGAAUAACACGUUAUUUACCAAUGUUACAGGAAGAAGGCGCAUCUCUUCUUCAGAGGAGUAUUGGAAUUCGCAGGUAUUAAACAUUGCUGAUAAAAUAGACGACUUUGGGGCACCAAAGUGGGAUCUUGUUUUGAAUCUCAUGCUGGCAUGGAUUAUUUGUUUUUUCUGUUUAAUAAAGGGCAUAAAAUCUACUGGAAAGGUUGUAUAUUUUACGGCUAUUUUUCCAUACGUUGUUCUACUAAUCCUUUUCUUUCGUGGUGUAACACUACCUAAUGCCAUAGAGGGUAUUAAAUAUUUCAUCGUUCCAGAGUUUUCAAAAUUACUAGAUGCAAGGGUAUGGAAAGAUGCAGCUAACCAAAUAUUCUUUUCAAUGGGCAUUGCUGGUGGCGGUUUGAUGACUUUAUCCAGUUAUAACAGGUUCCACAAUAACAUUCUCAGGGAUACAUUAAUAGUUUCUUUGGGAGAUACGUUGACCUGUAUAUUUGCCGGUUUUGUUAUCUUUUCCUUCCUUGGCUUUAUGGCAGGAGAAAUGAAUGUUCCUGUUAGUGAAGUUGCAAAAGAUGGAGCUGGGUUAGCCUUCAUCGUCUAUCCAGAAGCAGUUUCAAGUUUACCUGCUCCGCCAGUUUGGUCUAUAUUAUUUUUCUUCAUGUUAAUCUUACUCGGCCUCGAUAGUCAGUUCGCCAUGUUAGAAACAGUAUUAACGGGUCUGAUGGACCAGUUUCCUCAUUUACGACCAAAAAAAACUUAUAUUAUAGCUGCUAUUUGUGCAGCUUUAUUUUUAAUAGGAUUACCUUUAACUUGUCCCGGUGGGAUGUAUUUAUUGCAAAUGAUGGAUAGUUAUGUUGGAGGUUGGACCCUCAUGGUAAUUGGUUUCUUUGAGUUGGUAGCUGUUGUUUUUGUUUAUGGUGCAGAUAGAUUUUAUAGUGAUAUGGAGUUAAUGAUGGGUAAAAGACCAAAUAUAUUUUGGAAGAUAUGUUGGUACGGCCUAAGCCCGGUUACAAUUUUGUUUAUAUUUUUCUUCACGUGGGUUGAUUAUGAAGCAUCAACGUAUGGUGACUAUGUUUAUCCUGGUUGGGCGGAUGCCAUUGGUUGGAUAAUGGCCUUUGGUUCUAUUAUGGCAAUUCCUGUAUUCAUGUUCAUAAAAAUAAAUAACGAAAUCGAUUCCAAUACCUUACUUGGGAAAUUACGGCUUUUAACGAUGCCAUCUGUUGAAUGGGGACCAGCUCUUCCUAAGCACAGACAACUGGUAGAUUAUGUAGAUAAUUUUGAAGUCGAUCCGUGGGCUGCAAUGCGACCAAAGGCAUAUUAUAACAAUGGAUUUUCAGAUCAACUUACGAGUUCUAGCAAGGCAAUGAGCGAUAUCUCCCUCUCUAGGUCAGGCAUAUCUGGUUAUUCAGGAGCCUCUGUAGCCACUCAAGCUUCUUACGAAUCUACUGUAUGAUCCAUAUAGACCUAAGUUUUGUAUAUAGAUAACAUUUCAUAUGUAAAUAAGCAAUAUUUUUUCACAUAUAAUGACUGUGUUAUAUUUUUGUAAAUAUUCCAUAGAUAAUAAUAUUACAUGAAAAUCUUCAGAUACAUAAGUACGAGGAAGAUAGUAAUGUUUUGGGGGGGGUUGCAUAUUGAAGUUAUAAUGGUCAUUUUUAACAUUUAAUUUUAUUUUAAAUAUAUUAUUUUUUUAUGAAAAUGACAAAACGUCCGUGUUCAUACUUUUUGUAUUUUUUAUCUAUGAGAAUUUAUAUGUAUAUGUAUUUUUCGAUUUUAAAUGAUUAAAUAUGUUUUAUUUUUGUAA
Molecule: messenger RNA, 2694 nt
Organism: Patella vulgata (common limpet)
Lineage: Eukaryota; Metazoa; Mollusca; Gastropoda; Patellidae
Product: sodium- and chloride-dependent glycine transporter 1
Exons: 16
Coding region: 184-2346 (720 amino acids)
Biological process (GO): sodium ion transmembrane transport
Cellular component (GO): membrane
Source: RefSeq, a predicted model, not a curated record